This is a messenger RNA of Aspergillus candidus, 795 nucleotides long. RefSeq lists its product as uncharacterized. Bases 1 to 795 code for a protein of 264 amino acids. The record is from RefSeq and is a predicted model, not a curated record. Lineage: Eukaryota; Fungi; Ascomycota; Eurotiomycetes; Eurotiales; Aspergillaceae. The transcript has a single exon.
AUGCACCCCCUCACCCCCCUCCUCCCCCUAACCCUCGCGUCAACCGCAUCCGCAUGGGCCCUAAUCUGGCGCAACGCCUCCGGCUUCCCUCGCACCGAACACACCAACGAAAUCCAACCAUGCAAGCAAAUCGACCACGCCAAAGGCGAGCAAUUCGACUGGGACGCGCAAGGCGGCGACUGGUGCAUAUACUUCUACAUGCAAGACAACUGCACCCAGGGCAAGGGCCACGAGUGCAACAAUCGCGACUGGGUCACCACUGCGUCGGCGGAUCUGAAGUCGUUCAAGAUCGAGGAGGGAUUCUCCUCGAAGGCGACGGUCCCGACGGCUACUGCGACGGAGACGGUCACCGUUGAUCGGGAUGUGGAGGUGCCGGUGAGCGCGCCGCCGAGUGCGGGCGUUAUUGCGGGGGCGAUUGUCGGUGCUAUUGUUGGCGCGGUGGCUUUUAUCUUGUUGGGGUGGUUUUUGGGGAGGAGGGGCGGUGCGAGUGCUGCCGGGGCGGAGGGUGAUGCUGCUGCUGGUGGCGGCGCUGCGGGAGGAGAUGCUGCUGCUACGGCGGCGGCGGUUGCGGCGGCGGCAGAAGAAGAGGAGAAGAAAUUCGCUCCCCCGGAGCGUCCACCUACUCGACCACAGCAUACCGACAGCUUCUCGAAUACGUCGCAGAUGACGCCGCCGCUUCAUCCGCCUGUCCCUGUGGCGUACCCUCCUGCUGAGUUGCUUGCUACUACUGGGGAGGUGGAGAUGAGUGAUUCGCAUCGGGUGGUGGAGAUGGGGCAGGGUGGGAGGAAUGAAUAG